AUGGGGUCUACCUCUUCUCCCGUGCUCAAUGGCCAUCACAUCGCAGACAAUGACUCCACUUGCGACACCCUGUACACCCAUAGGAACUACGCCCGGGUCUUCAUGCCACUUGUCUACUGCGUGGUCUUCCUGGUUGGACUUCUGGGCAAUGCCUUAGCGCUGCAUGUUAUUCGUCCCAACUUGAAAAAGAUGAACUCCACCACCUUGUACUCUCUUAAUCUCGUGAUUUCAGACAUCCUUUUCACUCUUUCGCUCCCCGUGAGAAUUACCUACUAUGCACUAGGCUUUCAUUGGCCUCUGGGCGAGGCUGUGUGCAAAAUCUCCGGCCUCAUCUUCUAUAUCAACACCUACGCCGGCGUCAACUUCAUGACCUGCCUGAGCGUCGACCGCUUUAUCGCCGUGGUCCUGCCGCUGCGCUUUUCCCGGCUACGAAACGUCAGGAACGUGCGUUAUAUCUGCGUGGUGGUGUGGCUCCUGGUCCUGGGGCAGACACUCCCGCUCCUCGGCAUGCCGAUGACCAACGAGGAAAUGGACGGUUUCAUCACUUGCAUGGAAUACCCCAAUUUCGAGAAGGUGGACCACCUCGCCACCAUUCUAAUUGGUGGCGUCUUCCUAGGUUAUGUCAUCCCAGUGAUCACCAUCCUCGUGUGCUACUCCAUCCUUUGCUCGAAGCUCCACUCCACUGCAAAAACCAACCACCUGACUGAAAAGUCGGGGCGAAGUCGGAAGGCUAUCGGAGUCAUCUGUUGCGUCUCCUUAGUCUUUGUCAUCUGCUAUACUCCCUACCACAUUAACAUCCUGCAGUACAUGGUCCGUAAGCUGGUCUCCAACCCGGACUGCGCCGACCUCACCGCCUUCCAAGUGUCGCUGCACAUCACGGUGUGCCUGAUGAACCUCAACGCCUGCUUGGACCCCUUCGUCUACUUUUUCGCCUGCAAAGGCUAUAAGAGGAAGCUCCUGAAAUUGCUGAAGCUUGAGGUCAGCGUGUCCGUCUCUAGCAUUGCCAGAACUACACCUGAAGGCUCUUCCAAGGACGUUGUUGACGGUAACAGAAUCCAGCUGAACGGCUCGGCCAGCGAGAGACUGAUGGAGAGGAGAUCGCAGUUGUACGUGUGA
This is a messenger RNA of Nerophis lumbriciformis (worm pipefish), 1116 nucleotides long. NCBI's taxonomy places the organism in Eukaryota, Metazoa, Chordata, Actinopteri, Syngnathiformes, Syngnathidae. The record is from RefSeq and is a predicted model, not a curated record.